AUGAAAAAACCAGAGUAUGACUUGAUGUGUCAUUGGAUUAUAAAAGCAUGGAAUGACAUUCCGGCAGAAAUUAUUAUCAAGUCUUUUGAAAAGUGCGGUCUUUCUAAUGUAUUAAAGAAUGAAGAUAAUGCUAAAGAAAUUAAAUACGAAUUGGAAAAAUUAGGUGAUAUCGAAGAGGUUGAAUAUGAUAUAGUGUUGGGUGAUGAAAAUAAAGAGAAUGAGGAAAUUAUUGCAACAGCUAGAACACAUAAUAUAGAAGUUACAGAGAGAAAUCACUUGAUCGAAAUAGAUGAAAGGGAAGAAUAA
This is a messenger RNA of Dentiscutata erythropus, 306 nucleotides long. The record is from the annotation of a GenBank genome assembly. Lineage: Eukaryota; Fungi; Glomeromycota; Glomeromycetes; Diversisporales; Gigasporaceae.